CAAACCCAGACAAGCAAAAUUAAAGAAACCCUACACAGAAGCCCAAAACCCCUCAUAAACCCACAACAAUAAAUACUUAAUAAAAUUCAGAUAGGAAAAAUGGGAGAAUCAGAAGCAAAAAUGGAGCAAUCCCUGAAAGAUCAAGGCAAUGAAUUUUUCAAAUCUGGGAAUUAUCUCAAAGCAGCUGCUCUUUACACUCAGGCCAUUAAGCAAGACCCCAACAAUGCAACCCUUUAUAGCAACCGUGCUGCUGCAUUCUUGCAUUUGGUCAAGCUCAAUAAAGCUCUUGCUGAUGCUGAGACAACUAUCACAUUAAAACCUGAUUGGGAAAAAGGUUACUUCAGGAAAGGAUGUGUCUUAGAGGCAAUGGAAAGAUAUGAUGAUGCCUUGUCAGCAUUUGAGAUGGCAUUGAAGUACAAUCCGCAGAGUUCAGAGGUGUCAAGAAAAAUCAAGAGGCUUUCACAGUUGGAGAAAGAAAAAAAGCGGGCUCAAGAAGUGGAAAGCAUGAGAUCAAAUGUUGAUAUGGCAAAGCAUCUGGAUGCAUUGAAAUCUGAACUGUCUGGAAAAUAUGGAGCUGAAGAGAUUUCUGGAGAGAUUUUCUCUUUCCUUGUUGAAACAAUGGAGAUGGCUGUAAAAUCAUGGCAUGAAAGUUCUAAGGUUGAUGCUAGAGUUUAUUUUCUUCUUGACAAGGAUAAAACAGACACUGAGAAGUAUGCGCCCGUCGUUAACAUUGAUAAGGCAUUUGAAUCACCCCAUACACACAGCAGUUGUUUUUCAUUUCUUAGACAAUAUGCUGAAGAUUCUUUCUCUCGAGCAGCUUGCUUGGUAACACCUAAGAGUAUUAUAUCUUACCCACAGGUCUGGAAAGGACAAGGAUCUAGGAAAUGGAAGCAUGGACAAACUGAUGGCUUCUUUGUUCAAUUUGAAACUCCUUCCAUUCGCAAGUUAUGGUUUCUUCCUAGUUCCACUGAGAAGGGGCAGACUUUAUGCAGGGAUCCGGUCGCUUUGGACAUUAGCGUACAUGAGGUUCUUCCUCGUCUGUUCAAGGAAGUGUAAUUAAUGUAGCCGCGAUUUCUUCUCUUUGGAACGACAUCUCUGGGAAAAAAAUGAUUUAUUGCCAAAACAGAGUGUCCAUAACUUCGAGGCACAGGAAAGGUCCGUGCUGGAUAUCACAUUGAUCAGUCGUGCAUAUCCUUGCAUUUGGGUGCAUUGUCGAUAUUGCUGUCUCCUGUUCAGCUAGUCAACAUCUUUCAGGCUUGUAUUUGAGCUUUUUUUGCUUUGUAAUUUUGCUUUUGAAGUUUUUACAAUGUCGUGUAUUGUUCUUUUCAAAUUGGAUUAGGACGUCUUGGGAUGACAUAGUACUUUCUUUGUUUUAUGCUUUUGGCUAUUAGAUUCAGAAAGUAGUGAUUAUAUAGCCAAAAUUUGUAUACACAAAUUUAUAGCAUGGUUUGGUUCAAAACUGUGGUGUAUAAACUUUUUAUAGCAUGUUAUUUAUUGGCAGCAUGUUAUUUAUUGGCA
Messenger RNA from Coffea eugenioides, 1518 nucleotides. Its product is annotated as RNA polymerase II-associated protein 3. The coding region runs from base 100 to 1056 and encodes 318 amino acids. NCBI's taxonomy places the organism in Eukaryota, Viridiplantae, Streptophyta, Magnoliopsida, Gentianales, Rubiaceae. Gene Ontology annotation, molecular function: Hsp90 protein binding. The record is from RefSeq and is a predicted model, not a curated record. The transcript has 8 exons.